Messenger RNA from Argentina anserina (silverweed cinquefoil), 2011 nucleotides. RefSeq names its product eukaryotic translation initiation factor 3 subunit D-like. Gene Ontology annotation, biological process: translational initiation. Gene Ontology annotation, cellular component: eukaryotic translation initiation factor 3 complex; cytoplasm. The transcript is spliced from 2 exons. Gene Ontology annotation, molecular function: translation initiation factor activity. The coding region runs from base 62 to 1759 and encodes 565 amino acids. Lineage: Eukaryota; Viridiplantae; Streptophyta; Magnoliopsida; Rosales; Rosaceae. The record is from RefSeq and is a predicted model, not a curated record.
UUUAUAUCCAAAUCCAAGCACUUCACCACUAUCCCUGAAACCCUUGCGAAUCAUAUUAGCCAUGGUCGAAGUCGGAUUCGACGUCGGCGGCGUCCCUUUCAACCCCGACGGUUGGGGCCCACCUGACUGCGCCGCCGCCACAACCACCACCUCCAACCUCUCCCUCAACGUCCCCUUCGCCCCCUUCUCCCGCUCUGAGAAGCUCGGCCGGAUAGCCGACUGGACCCGCACCUUCAACAACCCGGCCCGCUCCCGAAACCCCUCCGACGCCGUCUUCGACUUCUCCAACGACUCCUCCUUCCCCGACGACGACUCCUCCUUCCGCCUCGUCGACGGCAAGCCCCCUCCGACCCGCCCCAAGUUCGGCCCCAAGUGGCGGUUCCAGCAGCAGCGGCAGCUCCCCCACCGCCGCGACGAGGAGGUCGAGGCCAAGAAGCGCGAGGCCGAGAAGGAGCGGGCCCGCCGCGACCGCCACUACAACAUGAACAACCGCUCCAACGCCAACAUGCCUCGCCGAGAAGCCGCCGUUUUCAAAUCCUCGGUGGAUAUCCAACCGGAAUGGAAUAUGCUCGAUCAGAUCCCCUUUUCGACAUUCUCCAAGCUCUCAUUCACUGUCCCUGAGCCGGAGGAUCUAAUCUUCUGCGGCGCCCUCGAGUCCUACGACAGGACAAUGGACAGAAUUACCCCCAAGAAUGAGCGCAGGCUCGAGCGGUUCAAGAACCGCAGCUUCCCCAAGGUCACCACCUCUGAUGAUCCAGUCAUUCGCCGCCUUGCCAAGGAAGACAAGGCCACUGUUUUCGCCACCGAUACCAUCCUCUCGACGCUCAUGUGCGCGCCGAGGUCGGUCUACUCAUGGGACAUUGUGGUGCAGCGAGUUGGGAACAAGUUGUUCUUUGACAAACGUGAAUGCUCGCAGCUCGAUUUGGUUUCAGUCCAUGAGACCUCGCAGGAGCCUCUGCCGGAAGCCAAGGAGGAUAUCAAUUCCGCUCAUGCGUUGAGUAUUGAGGCUGCUUGCAUUAACCAGAAUUUCUCUCAGCAGGUUUUGGUGAGAGAUGGGAACAAGGUCAAUUUCGACGAGCCUAACCCGUUUGCGAACGAGGGCGAGGACGUUGCCUCUGUUGCCUAUCGUUACAGGAGGUGGAAGCUUGACAAGGAGGUGUCGCUGGUUGCGAGGUGUGAGGUUCAGAGUGUUAUGGAGGUUAACAACCAGAGGUCCUUUUUGACGCUCAAUGCGCUGAAUGAAUUUGAUCCUAAAUAUUCUGGUGUUGAUUGGAGGCAGAAGUUGGAGACUCAGAGGGGUGCAGUUCUGGCUAAUGAGCUGAAGAACAAUGCCAACAAGUUGGCUAAAUGGACUGCACAAGCUCUGUUGGCUGGUGCUGAUAUGAUGAAGUUGGGUUAUGUGUCGAGGGUCCAUCCUCGUGAUCACUUUAACCAUGCAAUUUUGGCUGUGAAUGGAUACAAGCCCAAGGAGUUCUCGGCGCAGAUUAAUCUGAACCAGGCUAGUAUGUGGGGAAUUGUCAAGUCUAUUGUGGACUUGUGCUUGAAACUGAAGGAGGGUACAUAUGUACUGGUGAAGGAUCCAUCUAAGCCGCAAGUUAGGAUAUAUGAGGUGCCAUCAGAUGCUUUUGAAAAUGAUUAUGCUGAAGAGCCACUACCAGAGGCUGAGCAAGCUCAGGCCCCUACUGAAGAUGGCCAAGGUGCAGAGCCAAAUGUUGCCGCAACUGAUGUGGAGGAAAAAGAAGUGGAAGCUCAAGCUUAAAGCCUGCAGGUUAAGUUUUGGUACUUUCACAUUGGCUGGGAACGAGACAUGAAGAGACAAAUACUAAGUGCAUGUUCGAAGACUGUAUCUUGAUCUGCCAUAAUUAUAUUUAUCAGUGCCGUGUAGUUUUUCUUAAGCAUCUGUGCUUGCUAUCUUUUAUAUUGGCCAGAUUCAAUCAGUUACCUUGAGAAUGUUUUUUGUUUGUCUAUCGGAUUCCUUAUGUUUUGUUUUAUGAAAACGAAUUUGCCUUGA